Messenger RNA from Chara braunii, 2197 nucleotides. The record is from the annotation of a GenBank genome assembly. NCBI's taxonomy places the organism in Eukaryota, Viridiplantae, Streptophyta, Charophyceae, Charales, Characeae.
CCGCACUUCGACAUCUGCAAGUUCGACGACUACAACAAGUCGGACGCUUUGACAUGGUGGCAACGUUUCCUCAUGGAAGCGUCAUGCCGCACUGUCCCCGCGAACGACAUGUUGAAGGCACUCUAUUUGCAACUGAUUGGAGGAGCGCAGACAUGGAUGAACCACCUGGAGGCCACCCUUAAGUGCACCAUCGCCGAACUCCACACGCACAUCACGUGGAAGGAGUUCGAGCAGCUAUGGUUCACCCGGUUCAUGGUCCGCAACGUCGUGAAGGCGGCCAUGAAUGACGUGUACACAUGCUCUCAGGGGAACAUGCCAACUCGAGACUGGACAACGAAGUGGCAAAAGAUAGUGACCACGUCAGGAUUCGAUUUGAGUUUUCCAAAUCAACGAUCCGAGUUCUUCUCGCGAUCGUGCGCGGGAUUGCGGUCGGCACUCGGUAAUGAGUACGACUAUACCACAUUCCAGGCCAUUCUGGAUCGAGCGAACUUGGUCAUCCAAACGGACGACAAGACCGCUAACGAGAGACAAUCCCAACCGCAUUAUGUGGCUAAGCAGGCCUAUCAACGUCCGGCACAUAACAAUGCCGUAAUUUCCGAGGAAACGGAUGACCACCACGCUGCAGCAGCAUCCUCGGAUGAUGGAGGAAUUGUCGCAGGGCUCCCGCCGAAGCGUCCCAAGAGAGUUCGUAAGAACAAGGCGACACAAGAGACGGCAGCGACGGGAGCUGGGCAGCAGCCAUGGACGGCAUAUAAGAUCACCAAGGAGGUCUAUGACCUACGUCAGAAGUACGGAUACUGCCUUUGGUGCAACGGAGUCACUCAUGUGACCGCACAAUGCCCCGAAAAGGGCAAGGCACCCGUACCCCUUUGCCACCGUAACAAGGGUCGAUCUCGAGUCCCCUUCGGCGAACUGAAACCGUUGCCGAUUCCUCGGGCACCACGCCUCUCCAUUGCUAUGGACGUAACAGACCCGUUUCCCCGCGAUCGCCACGGCCAUGACGGUAUUCUCACGGUCGUUGACCGCUUCAGCAAGUAUGCUCGCUUCCUUCCUUGCAAGUAUCAUGCUGCAGCACCUGAGCUUGCACGACUCUUGCACACCGGUUGGAUUACCAACCAGGGUGUUCCGGAAGAUAUAGUGAGCGACCGAGAUACUCGCUUCAUGUCGGCCUUUUGGACUUCUCUCAUGACUGAGUCCGGCACGACAAUGAAGCCAAGCUCGGCUCGGCACCCGCAGACGGAUGGUCAGACGGAGCAAGCGCACCAGACCGCUCAGAUGAUGUUGCGUAUGCUUAUCCGUCCCGACCAGAAAGAUUGGGUUGACCGGCUUCCCGACAUUGAGUUCGCCUACAACACUUCGGUGCACCCGGCGAUCUGCGUCACACCAUUCGAGCUACAUCAUGGUGGAGUGAAAGCACGGAUCUUCGCUGAUCUCCUUUUGCCACAGGCUGCCGACAUAGACGUCCCUUGCUCUCCUGCUUCCGUCUGGAAGUACCGGGACUUGCUGAUCAAAGCCCACGUAAAUAUGCAAAAGGCUCAGAUCCGCAUGCAGCAGCAGGCUAACCGACGUCGACUCCCAUGUCCUUUCCGCGAGGGAGACCUUGUUUGGGUCCUCUACGAGGAAUUUGUGCUCGAGCAGGAUGUUUCGCGCAAACUCCUUCCGAAAUGGUUCGGACCAUGGGAAGUCACUUCUGCCGUUGGAGACGACCCCGCAGGUCCUUCCUUCGUGAUCAACAUUCCACUGCACCUGACAGUGCAUCGGGUCUUCCACGCAUCGAAGCUGGCCAUCUACACGCCACCUUCAGCUGACGAGUUCCCCGGACGUCGAUCACAGGAUCCGCCUUCUAUGGACGGACAUGAGGAAGUUGACCGAGUCAUCACGCACCGCAAGUAUGGCAACAAGCCAAGGCAGUACAAAGUCACAUUCAAGCAAUGUGCGCCUGAUGACACUCGGUGGAUCUCCAGUACAGAUUUGCAGACUUCUGCACCCCUCAUACUCGCCGACUAUGAGAAGCGACGCCUUGCUAGGGACGCAGCUCGUCCUGCCCGACCCACCCCGGUAUCGGACAGAGAACUUCACCCUCGCAGGUAGCUCGGUCUUUUAAGAGGGGGAGUGUGUUACAUCUUCGACGCACACGGGCCCUACCGGACCCGGCUUAGGGUCGGAGGGACACAUCAGGGCCUAAAGGCCCGACCUU